AUGGUCACCGUAAUCGUACUCCUACCCAUUUGGAAGCAUCAACAGUCAAGAAGACAUAAGGAUAAAAUCUUAUGCGCUAAGUUAGUAAUACCACUCACGAAAUUCGUUCUUUGUAUAAAACAUUGGCAACAAGCCGAGGACAUCGAUCAGAAAAAGGAAAUUCGUUCACAUUUAUAUAAACUACGUGAAUCGCGUUUACGUGACUUAUACCAGGGCGACAUCAUGGCUGGCAACUUCGCUAAAGAUCCUUUGAAUCCUUCGCACGGUGAUUCGUUGGUAGGUCAAAAUUUUCAAAGUUUGAAAUCGAAAGAAGUGCGGGAUUCAAUUAGUCCCACACAAGAUUUGAAGUUCCACUCAAUGACUCUCAAUCAUCCCAAUACAACGGGAUGGGAUGUGCAAACCUCAUCAGAGGUGAGUCCAGAUGGUCGCGCAUACCGCACUGAAACCUUAGCUACUACAGAUGGCGUCGAGAAGAUCAAUGGCGGCACCGCUGAAUUUCGCGGUCGUAAUGAACAGCAUGCCAGCGCUUCUCAUCAAGGCGAUGAUAAGAAUUUCGUCAAGAAGGCAUCGGAAAGCUCAGAUACUCAUUUACAAGAGCGCGUCGUAGUUGGUGAUGAAAAUUCUGGCCGAACCGAAAUGAAGAUGAGUUCGACGACAACUUCGUCCUCCUCUAAUGUAACCUCUUCGUCUUCUACUGUGGAAUAUGGCGGUGGCGAGCCAAUCGAUCCGGCCAAGUACCUUGUGGAUAAGACUAGUCGCCAGCACCCGGAUCAACAUCAUCAGCAACGCCUUACGCAAGAGCAAUACAUUCAGCAGCAACAACAACGCCAGCAACAGUUGCAGCAAGAGGAGUUCGAACAAACCAAGCUAUAUCAGCAGCAACAGCAUGAGAAACGCAUUCAGCAGCAACAGCAGGAGCAACGUCAAUUUAGCGAGGAGAUCAAUCGCAGUCGGCAAGAGUCCUCCACCAGUCGCAAUGUGGAGACUCAACAGAAGACGGAGCAAAAUAGGCGCGUAGUAGACGUGGAUAAGGCAUCACCGGAAUAUCAACAGCAUGUCCAGUAUCUUAUGUCACAGCCUGGUGAGAUCAUUUCAAACACGGUAGAGUAUCCGAAGCCGAACGUUAAGAUGAUCACCACCGUUAAGCGUUUGCCGGACGGCACCAUUGUAAAGAACAAACGUUACGAAACGGAAGAGUUGCAGCCUGCAGUUGAGAGCCAACGUCAACGUACUACGUCUACAACGAGCCAGAACAGUACUCAACACAAAAGCCAGCAACAGCGACGAG
Messenger RNA from Rhagoletis zephyria (snowberry fruit fly), 1288 nucleotides. RefSeq lists its product as uncharacterized. Lineage: Eukaryota; Metazoa; Arthropoda; Insecta; Diptera; Tephritidae. The record is from RefSeq and is a predicted model, not a curated record.